Phoenix dactylifera (date palm) is the source of this 6053-nucleotide messenger RNA. RefSeq lists its product as uncharacterized. Gene Ontology annotation, biological process: protein deubiquitination. Lineage: Eukaryota; Viridiplantae; Streptophyta; Magnoliopsida; Arecales; Arecaceae. The record is from RefSeq and is a predicted model, not a curated record. Gene Ontology annotation, molecular function: cysteine-type deubiquitinase activity; protein binding.
GACUCUCUCGGCUCUGGCGUCCUACCCCGAACACCGCCGCGGCUAGUCUCCUCAUCUUCCCUUCCUCUCCGCUGAUCUUUUGCCACCACAUGCACACUUUCUCCAACUCAUUUUUCUCCUCCUAUUCUAAUCGAAGCAACUACUAUUGUACAGAGAUUCACACAUCCAUCUCAUUUCCCUCUCCUUCGCCUUAUAUAUGCUGUUAUUAGGUUCGAGAUUGGGUUAGGUGGGGUUUUGGGAACAAGGAAAAGGAGUAGCAGAAGGGCAGUCCUCUGCUCCCUUCCUCCCCCCUCUCCUAAUCCAUGGGCCACCGGAAGCGUAACCCUCACCAGCGACCCGCCCGCCCCACAUCCGACGCCACCGCCGUCGUCGUCGUCGCCGCCGCCGCCACCGACGAUGCCUCCCCCUCCCCGGCUGCCGACGCCCCUCCCCAAUCCGAUUACAAGGAAGCGCCUUCUUCUGCUGCGACUGCAGCGGCGGCGGCGGACGAUGUUCCCGCCGCCGUGAAGGCGGAGUGCGAGCGGGCGCUGACCGCCUUCCGGCGAGGGAACCACAAGAAGGCCCUCCGGUUGAUGCGGGACGCCUGCGUCCAGCACGAGUCCUCCCCGCUCCUCCACCGCGUCCAUGGCACCGUCCAGGUGAAGGUCGCCGCUCUCCUCGACGAUUCCAACGCGAAGCUGCGGCAUCUCCGCGCCGCCAUCGACUCCGCCCGCCGCGCCGUCUCCCUCUCCCCCUCCUCCAUCGAGUUCGCCCACUUCUACGCCAACCUCCUUUACGAGGCUGCCACCGACGGCCGCGGCUACGAGGAGGUCGUCCAGGAGUGCGAGCGCGCCCUCAACAUCCUGGAUCCCAUCGACCCCGCCCGCGAGAGCCUCCAGGACGAGGCCGCCCACAAGCUUUCCUCUCCCGAGUCCCGGAUCGAGCAGGUCCGCCAGGAGCUCCGCGCCCUCAUCCAGAAGUCCAACAUCGCCUCCAUCUCUACCUGGAUGAAGAACCUCGGCGGUGCCGCCGGCGAGGAGAAGUUCCGUCUCAUCCCCAUGCGCCGCCUCUCCGACGAUCCCAUGGAGGUCCGCGUCGUCCCCGCCGCCCGCCGCCCCAACGAGAUCAAAAAGGCCACCAAAACCCCCGAGGAGCGCCGCAAGGAGAUCGAGGUCCGCGUCGCUGCCGCCCGCCUGCUCCAACAGCAUUCCCCGCGGCCCGGGGGCGAGGAUGACGCCCGCGCCGGCGACUCCCCAGUGUCCUCAUCUUCGGGAGGCCACCGGCUGGCCGAGCGCCGCAAGGCAAACUCCCGGAAGCCUGCCUCCUCGACCGAUCGGAUGGAUCAGAUCCGGGCCUACUGGAACUCGAUGAGCAUCGAGAAGCGGCUGGGAUUUCUUGCGGUCAGCAUCCCGGCGCUCAGGGCACACCACACCUCAUCAUCGGCCAAGGACAGCUUCGCCUCCGACAUCCUCUCGGAGGCGCUGUCCUUUUCAGAGGCCAACGGGACGUGGAGGUUCUGGCUCUGUUGCCGUUGUGACGAGAAGUUCACGGAUUGCGAUUCCCACAUGCAGCAUGCGGUCCGGGAGCACAUGGGCAUCCUCUCGCCGAAGCUGCAGUCGGUGCUGCCUCAAGAAGUUGAUGGAGAGUGGAUAGAGAUGCUUGUCAAUGGGACCUGGAAGCCUAUUGAUACCUCCGUUGCUCUGAAAUUUCUUGAAGAGGAGCAGCUGAAGUGCUGCACGCUUGUCAAGGAUGUAGACCCGGAUGCUGGCAGCAAGGAUAAGCACUGUACAUCAGAGUACUGGAGUGCUAGAGAAAAAUCAGAUUCUUCUCCUUCAUCCCAGCAUGGAGGGUUGAAGGACCAGGAUGCUUGCAAUGGGUUUACCAUGGAAGGAAGGAAUGGCGAUGCAUCCAACUUUGAUGAUGUCUCCCAAAGAUGGCCUUUGUCUGAUGAUACGGAAAGGAGCAAGCUUCUGGAAAGAAUUCAAGGCAUGUUUCAGUUGCUUGUCAAGCAUAAGAGCCUCUCGGUGAGCCAUGUGAACAAGGUGAUACAGUUCGCCAUGGAAGAGAUUCAAGGCUUCCAGUCCGGUUCGCUGCUGCUGAACCACUCUCUCGACCAGUCACCUAUUUGUAUUUGCUUCUUGGGUGCUUUACAGCUCCGAAAAAUCCUUAAGUUUUUGCAGGAGUUGUCACAGUCCUGUGGGUUAGGGAGAUACUCUGAGAAGGAUAGCAAUGCUGGUGAUGCAGAUACUGCUGGACAGGGGAGUGAAGUUCUUGAUGCAAUCACUCUGAGUUGUGACUCAUCCAAUCUCCUUCUGGAUGGCCGUUCGUUCAGCAGAAAGAUUGGUUCUGGAAAUGCUGAUAAUUAUGGCUCUGAUGAGGGUACAGAAAGCGCGCCUGAUACUAAUGCUCUGUUUUCCUGGUUAUAUGCUGGUCCUUCAAGUGGGGGACAACUGUCAGCUUGGACUCGUAUGCGAGAGGAGAAGUCACAUCAGGGUAUGGAAAUCCUUCGGAUGCUUGAGAAGGAGUUCUACCUCUUGCAAAGCAUGUGUGAGAGGAAAUGUGAACAUCUAAGCUAUGAGGAGGCUCUGCAGACUGUGGAAAAUCUUUGCUUUGAAGAGCUCAAGAGAAGGGAACAUGGUGGGAAGCUUGUGUCUCAAAGUUAUGAGGCUGUUCUGAGGAAGCGACAAGAAGAGCUUGUUGAAAGGCAGAAUGAUGAGAUGUUCAUCAGCAGUAGAUUUGAGUUGGAUGCCAUCUCUAACGUUCUUAAGGAGGCACAAGCUCUGAAUGUCUCUCAAUUUGGGUAUGAUGAUACUUUGUCUUGUAUGACAUCCCGUCUCUGUGAUCUGGACUCUGGUGAAGAUGAUGAUUGGAGAAUGCAUGACUACUUGCAUCAAACAGACACUUGCAUAGGCGGAGCUAUUCAAAGACAGAAGGAGCAAUUAUCUGUCGAGCUUAACAAGAUUGAUGCAAAGAUCAUGCGAAGUGUCACUGGCAUGCAGCAGUUGGAGCUCAAGCUCGGGCCUGCCUCUACCUUUGAUUAUCGGACGGUUGUUCUGCCUCUUGUAAAGUCUUUUUUGCGGCUGCACUUGGAGGAUCUGGUAGACAAAGAUGCUGCAGAGAAGUCUGAUGCUGCAAGAGAAGCUUUUCUGGCAGAACUUGCACUGGAUGCUAAGAAGAAUGUUAAUAAAGGAGGUGAUUCGAAACAAACAAACGAGAAGUCAAAGGACAAGAAGAAAAACAAAGAUUAUAAAAAGGCUAAGGAUAUAAAGGCUGUGAGCUCUAAUGAUCAGCUUCCAUUUUAUCAGGAAACUGCAGAGCGAUCUGAGUUUCUUGCUGAUGGUGACCUUUUUGAGCCUGAACACAUGAUAAAUGGUGAUCACUUGAAAAAAAAAGAAGAGGAAUUUAGGUGUAGGGUGGAACUCGAGGCAGAGGAAAGAAAGCUUGAGGAAACUUUGGAGUACCAAAGGCGCAUUGAAGAUGAGGCCAAGAAAAAACACCUUGCAGAGCAGUUUAAGAAUGCCACAAUGUUCUCAAAAAAUGCAGUAGAAGAACCAUGUGCUAUUAAUUCAAACCCAAGUCUGGAUUAUCUGGCCAGAUUGCAUAAUGAUAUUCCUCCAGCUCGUCUAGAAGGCAUUGGUUUCGGUGAUUUUCAUUUCUCGGAAGAAGCCAUGCACAAGGACCAUCAAAGUUUUAAGUUCAACCAGUCUAGAAAUAAAUCUUGUAGGCUGGAUCAGAGGCUAAAUUCAGAAGCACAGCAGUUUAGUGGUGACUACAGCGAGAAAUGCCAUGAAACUAAAACUGAUGAGGUACAACCUUUUGGCCAGGACAAUGGAAUUCCAGACAAAGGGAGCUUGAAAUUGAACGGAAUAGAGAAAAAUGGAAGGCCUGUAAAAUAUGUCAACAAUUCUGGCCCUCAAAAGAUCAAGAAAACCAACAGCCAAUCACAUUUUAAACGCAAGCAAGGAGAUAAUGGAACAGAGACAUUGAGACCAUUGCAUGCCGAAUUGGAUGAUGAAGAGAGGUUCCAAGAGGACCUAAAAAAGGCUGUACGCCAAAGCCUUGAAAAUGAUUAUGCGGCCUCUAUUACUGAAACUGCAAGCAUUCCAGGCAGAAAAGAUAUAUUUGGAACUGGCCUGAAAAAUGCAGUUGGUGAAUACAAUUGCUUCUUGAAUGUAAUUAUUCAGUCGCUGUGGCAUUUAAGACGAUUUCGAGAUGAGUUCCUUAAAACAUCAUCAAUGCAUGUGCAUGUUGGAAAUCCUUGUGUUGUCUGUGCACUACAUGAUAUUUUCUCUGCUUUGACCAAAGCAUCUGAAGAGGGACAGAGAGAAGCUGUUGCGCCUACUUCUCUGAGGAUUGCUCUGAGCAAUUUGUAUCCUGAUAGCAAAUUCUUUCAGGAGGCUCAGAUGAAUGAUGCUUCUGAGGUUUUAGCAGUAAUCUUUGAUUGCUUGCAUAAGUCAUAUACAUCUUCUUCUGGUGAAUAUGAUGCUGAAUCACUUGAAAGUAAUAGCGUGGGUGCAUGGGACUGUGCAAAUAAUUCUUGUAUAGUACAUUCUCUUUUUGGAAUGGACAUAUAUGAACAGAUGAACUGUUACAGUUGUGGCAUGGAGUCCAGGCACCUGAAGUAUACUUCAUUUUUCCAUAACAUCAAUGCAAAUUCACUAAGAACAACAAAGAUUAUGUGUCCAGAUGUUUGUUUUGAUGAGCUUUUGAAGAUUGUGGAGAUGAAUCACCAGUUAGCUUGUGAUCUAGAUGCAGGAGGGUGUGGAAAAUCAAAUCAUAUUCAUCAUAUUCUUUCAAGUCCACCGCAUGUUUUCACAACUGUCCUAGGUUGGCAGAAUACAAAUGAAAGUGCAGAUGACAUAUCUGCAACUUUGGCAGCUAUUACUACUGAAGUAGACAUUGGUGUCCUCUACCGUGGUCUAGAUCAAGGAAGCAAACAUUCCCUUGUUUCAGUGGUCUGUUACUAUGGUCAACAUUAUCACUGUUUUGCAUAUGAACAUGAACAAUGGGUUAUGUAUGAUGACCAGACUGUCAAGGUGAUUGGUGGUUGGGAUGAUGUUAUUAGCAUGUGUGAAAGGGGACAUUUGCAACCGCAAGUGCUUUUCUUUGAAGCUGUCAAUUAGUUGAUUCUUGCAAGUAGACAUACCCGAAAAUAGAUGGUCAUCAUAAAUCUCUGCUUUUCAGCUGCUGUUUGUGAUCACAUCAUCUAGGUGCUAUAAUGGAUAGAUUGGCAUCCUGUUUCUGCCUUUGAUCAUCGGAACGAGCAUGGCCAAAUUUCACUAGUAUGCUCUGGCGAUCGCAUGAAGUGCUGGUGCAUCAAUAGAUCAGCUUUUCUGGGUUUUGCAAUGAUCCUUAAAUACCACAAGCAUAAGAAACUUCUUCAUGGACAACAAUGAUUCAGGCAAUCGAUACUGAAGGAACAAGUAAUUUCCUCCUUUUUAUGAGUUAAACUCAGGUCCUCAUCCAUGAAAAAGGCUUUGUUUUUUUCUUCAAUAAACUGGUACAUAUAUAGGACUAUGAGUUAGCCUUAUCUAUACCAUCUUGAAGUUGAAGGUUACUAAUUGCAGGCAAGACCUGCUCAAUUUGAUACAGUUCAUAAGUAGUCAUUGUUCAAUCUAUACCUCUGACUUGAAGUGCAAUCUUGUGCAUAGAAUCUUUUACCCCAAAAAAAAUCCUUAUUCUGAUUUUUCUGUGCAUCAUGAGGAUGCCAAUGGAGAAAAUGUAUUGCUUACUGCUUCAUCCUUCGCUGAAAUAUUUUGAGAAUUAUGGUGAUCUGAUUAGCUCACUACCAGACACUAGGGAAACUAAGGAGCAUUUACUUUUUCCUUUGGCUUGUACCUCAGUGUAGCGGCAACAGUGUGAAGAACUUAUUACAUGAUGAGAAGAAUCAUAAUAAUGGUUGGCUUUUCAUAUUCUCCUAGAAGCCCUUUUUUGAGGAAGCUCUUAGAAAUCAAGUUUUGUAUCUUUUUGUGUUUUAGGGACAGUGAAGAUGUGAUGAUGAUGAUGAUGAUGAAAAGAGUUGUAGCAGUAAGUGGCUUUUCAUGUUCUUUUAAAAGUUCAUCUUUAUUGCUCUA